Molecule: messenger RNA, 2280 nt
Organism: Pogonomyrmex barbatus (red harvester ant)
Lineage: Eukaryota; Metazoa; Arthropoda; Insecta; Hymenoptera; Formicidae
Gene: Hpr1
Product: THO complex 1-like protein Hpr1
Biological process (GO): signal transduction; mRNA export from nucleus
Cellular component (GO): THO complex part of transcription export complex
Molecular function (GO): protein binding
Source: RefSeq, a predicted model, not a curated record
GCUUUCAGCUAAAAUGCGAGCAGACUUAUUCGAUCUUCUUUCCGAUAUCGAAUUCUUCCCUAACCUAAUUCGAUUGCGGAAUGCAUAUAAAAAGUUAUUUUACUUUUCUAUUUUCACGGAUUGUUUGAAAAGACAAAAAUAUGUAAAAUGUGUAAUUAGAAGUAAUUUUUAAUGAAAAUAAUUAUACAUCUGUAAUAUAGUUAUAGGAAAAUCAUGGCAAUGUUCGAAGUAUUGCGGAAAGAUUAUAGUGAUUAUUUACAGCAGCAUUUCAAGCUGUUGGACGUUUCGUUGUUCCAAAAGAAAUGCAUCGAACGUUGUGCGAACGACGGUGAUAGGAAAGCGGCGAUCGAUCAGGCACUCCGAGACACUCUACUGGUGGUGUUAGCGGAAAACGUUUCUGGCAAUGUGCAUUCUCUCGAAUCGUAUAUCACAUUCUGUAUAGAAUUAUGCAGGAAGGAUCUUGCAACAGCUAGUAUGCCAGUAAUGCUACUCGGCGAUAUCUUUGAUUCAAUGACAUUAGAUAGAUGCGAACAGUUAUUCACCUUUGUGGAAAACAAUGUCACCGUGUGGAAAGAGGAUCUGUUUUUUACUGCCUGUAAAAAUAACUUAUUGAGAAUGUGCAAUGACUUGCUGAGAAGGCUAUCACGUUCGCAGCAAACUGUAUUUUGCGGCAGAAUUCUACUUUUCCUGGCAAAAUUCUUUCCAUUUUCUGAGAGAUCUGGUUUGAAUAUUAUUAGCGAGUUUAAUUUGGAAAAUUAUACCGAGUUUGGUUCAGAAACUGAGGAAGAUGAUUUGGAACAGAUAACUAAGGACGAUGACAAAUCAGAGAACAAAAUACCAAUUGAUUAUAAUUUAUAUAGAAAGUUUUGGGCGUUACAAGAUUUCUUCAGAAAUCCGAAUCAGUGUUAUAGUAAAAUGCAUUGGAAAGUCUUUUCAGCUCAUGCAUCUAAUGUACUAUCAGCAUUUGCUUCUUUUAAAUUGGAGGAGCAACGUAGUUAUCCUUCAACAUGCAUCAAGAUGGAUACCUCUAUGGAAGGCUCUCAUAAAGAAACUCACUAUUUUGCAAAAUAUUUAACUAACCAAAAAUUAUUGGAAUUGCAGUUGUCAGACUCCAAUUUUAGACGAUAUGUAUUGCUGCAAUUUCUCAUUCUUUUCCAGUAUCUGAAUAGCACUGUAAAAUUCAAGGCCUUCCUUGCCAGUGGCUAUGAGACAAGUGAAACACAUGAGCUCAAGCCGGAUCAAGUCGAAUGGGUGAAGACCACUACUGAACAAGUUUAUAAUCUAUUAAUUGAGACACCACCAGAUGGUCCCACAUUUGCGGAGACCGUGAAAAAUAUUUUGAAACGUGAGGAACAUUGGAACGCAUGGAAGAAUGAAGGUUGUCCGCCAUUUAAAAAACCGACAUCGGAUGUCAGUGAUGAGGAACCGCGAAAACCAAAGAGACCAAGACGACGUAUUGGUGAUGUAAUUAGAGAUGCGCAAGCAGUUGGCAAAUAUCACGUGGGAAAUCCAGAACUUACGAAAUUAUGGAAUCUAUGUCCAAAUAAUCUCGAGGCAUGCAAAUCUAAGGAUAGAGAUUUUCUUCCAUCCUUAGAAACUUAUUUCGAAGAUGCCAUAAUGGAAUUAGAUCCUGCGGCGAUGGUUGAUGAUAAAUACAAGAAAGUAAAUGAUGGUAAUUUUGGUUGGAGAGCGUUGAGACUAUUAGCGAGGCGAAGUCCACAUUUCUUUGUACAUGGCAAUUAUCCUAUAAAUAAAUUGCCUGAAUAUCUUGAGACAAUGAUCAAGAAAAUUGCCAAGGAUCGUCCACAGACACAAUCUGAUGUGAAAUUGGAAACUGAGGAAACGCCACCAUCAGAAUCUACCGAUCAGGAAUUCAAUGAAGAUGUUUUAAAGCAGGAAAGUGAACAAGUAGAUGCUGAGAGUGCCGAUAUGAAAACGAGGAAGUUGAACAAAGUCACAUCGGAAAUGGUAGCGAAAUUAUCGGAAAGUCUGAAAAAUGAUUGGAAAAAGUUAGCUACGAAAUUUGGUUAUACAAAUGAUGAGAUUGCUUUCUUCCAAAGCAAAACAACACCGUACGAGCAAUGUAAAACUAUGCUCGAGAUAUGGGCAGAAGAAGACGAAGAUGCAUCAGUUGAAAAUUUGGCUUAUAUUUUAGAAGGUUUAAAAUACACAGAGGCAUUAAUGAUAUUGAAAUCUUAGGAUCUCUUUUAAUUUAUUAAAUAAUGAUAAUUGUAUUAUUAUAUUGAUUACGUAUUUGUGAAAAUUGUACAAUAUAUUAUC